This is a messenger RNA of Solanum stenotomum, 693 nucleotides long. Its product is annotated as retrovirus-related Pol polyprotein from transposon TNT 1-94. The transcript has a single exon. The record is from RefSeq and is a predicted model, not a curated record. Bases 1 to 693 code for a protein of 230 amino acids. Lineage: Eukaryota; Viridiplantae; Streptophyta; Magnoliopsida; Solanales; Solanaceae.
AUGGAUGAUAUGUUGAUUGUGGGUAAGAAUACUUCCAAGAUUGACGAGUUGAAGAAAGAGUUGCGAAAGUCUUUUGCUAUGAAAGACUUGGGUCAGGCCAAGCAAAUUUUGGGCAUGAGAAUUACUCGUCUCAGAGAUGAAAGGAAGAUUUAUUUGUCACAGAAAAAGUACAUUGAAUGUGUACUAGAGCGCUUCAAUAUGAAGAAUGCCAAGCCUAUUAUUACACCUUUUGCUGGUCAUAUGAAGUUGAGCAAGAAGAUGUGUCCAACAGCUAGGGAGGAAAAAGAGAGCAUAGCCAAAGUUCCAUAUUCCUCAGUUGUCAGAAGUCUAAUGUAUGCAGUGGUAUGUACUAGACCUGAUAUUGCUCACGCAGUUAGUGUUGUCAGCAGAUUUCUGGACAAUCUGGGAAAAGAGCAUUGGGAAGUUGUGAAGUGGAUACUCAGGUAUCUUAGAGGAAGCUCAGAUGAAUGCUUGUGUUUUGGAGCAUCAGAUCCAAUCUUAAAGGGCUAUAUAGAUGUUGAUAUGCCAGGUGACCUUGAUAACAGAAAAUCCACUACUGGAUAUUUGUUUAUUUUUUCAGGGGAAGCUAUAUCAUGGCAGUCGAAGUUGCAGAAGUGUGUUGUACUAUCUACAAUUAAAGCUGAGUAUAUUGCGGCUACUGAAGCCGACAAGGAGUUGAUAUGGCUAAAGUGA